Seriola aureovittata is the source of this 3222-nucleotide messenger RNA. Its product is annotated as cytospin-A-like. The record is from RefSeq and is a predicted model, not a curated record. Bases 678 to 2444 code for a protein of 588 amino acids. The transcript is spliced from 12 exons. Gene Ontology annotation, molecular function: protein binding. Lineage: Eukaryota; Metazoa; Chordata; Actinopteri; Carangiformes; Carangidae.
CUAUGUGUCAGAAUGUUGGCUACACUAAUUCUUAACAUACCUUCAGACCGUGUGAAGCUAUGACAAGUAAGCUUCCAAGCACACCUGCAUUUAACUAAAGUUAAUUAUCCUCCACCUGGUUGAACUGCUUUCCUCGCGCUCCUUUUCCACCGCUCGCUCUCUCGGCAUUUUCUUCAACAGACUACACAGUACCUGGGCAUUUAAAUGGUGACUUUGUGUAAACAUUUUCAGACACUGCUCUCAAUAACGCCAUUAAUGACAGUCAUGUCGUUGAUACAACGUGCAGCUGCUGCGCAACCGGUUUGUUUCUGUCUCGUUCUUCGCUUUUUGUCGCAUUGGAUUUAAAGGAGAAGCAGAGUUGGGUAUUAUCAGGAAUUGGACUCAAGUUAUAGCUGGUGGCUGCCUCUCUGUUGCUGUGUGGUGAAUAUGGGAUAUCGGAGAAAAAUGAUUGUCAGUAAUUCGAACCGUGUCCUCCGGUGAAUUUGGGAGACUGGACGCAGAAACCCCCCCGGCGAGGAAGUCUAGAGACGCGGAGAAGAAACCCCUUGGACAAGCUCGGAACCAAACUGGAAGGCAUCCAGCUGGCAGACUGAGCAGACAGCAGUUGGCUUCACAAAUCAGAGGAGACAGUGAAGGACACUGGGAUAGCCUGUCAAGACAUCCACCCCUGCUGGAUAAUGGGUAACCAUGCUGGCAAAGACAGCCAUGGCCCUACAGGUUCUCCUUUAGAUUUCUUCCACACGCCUCCUACCACACCCUCAGAGGCAGAGCUGACUGCCAUGGCCUUAUCCUCCGCAGCUUCCACUAAUAAGGCACAGACGCCAUCACCGACUGACAGCACCACCCCCUCCACCGCCACUCCAGUCGGAGACUGGACACAGAAACCUUCUGCUCCCACAGAAUGGGCCGUGAUUAGUGUAGACAGCAUCAGCCCCUCAGAGACAAAUGUGAGCAAUGCAGCAGGGAGACACAGGAAAGCAGUGGUCAGCCCAGCGUCUCUGCCUCCAUCCAGAGGAUCACCUUCAGAGCAGAGCUGGCAGGAGAGAGACAGCGGGCUGGAGCCGCAGGCUGCAGCAGACAGAGUUGGAGAGGAGAUAUCCCUGGUUUUACUCAGUCUGAUGGAGCACUACAGGGCCUCAGUACGCCUGACGCCCAGCACUGAUGUUACAACAGGAGCUGUCGAGCUGCUCAGGCGGUUGAUAACAGAGAGAGAUGAGCUGGUUGAGGAGGUGGACACACUGAAGGAGACACUGAGGACGGAGAGGUUGGAGUGGCAUCAGUUCCAAAGUGACCUGCAGGUCGCGGUGUCUGUGGCCGACCGGCUGCGGGUCGAGGCGGAGCAGGCUCUGGGUUUACUCCAGGAGAGCCACAGGGCCGUGGAGGAGCAGCUUGCCCAGGCCCUCGGCAGACAGCGGGAGAGCGACAGAGAGCUGGAGAGUCUGAGAGCUGAGCACACAGACGUCUGCAGCAAGCUAACUGAACUCGCCCUGCAGCAGCAGCAGCAGCAGGAGCGAGCCGAGCUGGAUGCUCUGAGAAACGCAUGCAGGGUGAAAGACGUAACAGAUGGUGAUAAACAGACAGAGAGACAAGACUCUGGGGAGGGGCAGGGGAGGGAAAUGUGCAAAGUUAUGGAGGAAGCUGAAGAAGAGACUGAAGCUAAAAAUGUGGAAAAGCAGGAGAAUGAAGCAAAUGAAGAUGUGGAAACUGAAGGUGCAGGUCACGAUCCUGAGGAGGCAAAUGGAGCAGGGAGCAUGCAGCUGAGAGGGAAGGGGGUAGCGGAGGGAUACCUUCGUAGUUUAGCUGCACUGGAGAAAAGGAAAGAAGAGGAACGUGGACAGAGAGAUCCAAGGAGGAUUGUGAUGCUCUCUGAAAGAUCUUGGAGUUUAUCUCGUCUCCCCCUCCCAACUGACUCCUUCAGUCAAAAUGGCACCUUAAAAAACACAAGCACAACAUUGCCGCUAUGCAAGAAAGAGGCGCCAGCAAAAGGGAGGAGGUUGGACCGCAUUUUACAGCGGCAGGACAGUUGGUCCAGCUUUUAUACAGGUAAACAGGAUGAGGACCAAAGCUCGGAUUCCAUCAAACCUCAGGAUGGUUUCAGUGCUCUGCUGCGGCGUCAUGGUGGCUCCAGAAGAAACUCCCUGCUGCGCUGGUGCCAAAGUCAAACACAAGGUUAUAAGAAUAUUGAGAUCACCAACUUCAGUAGCAGCUGGGAAGAUGGUUUGGCGUUCUGUGCUGUUUAUCACACAUAUUUACCGAGUCACAUUCCCUAUGACAGCCUCAACCCAGAAGACAAGAAGGAAAAUUUGGACCUCGCUUUUAAGACAGGAGAGAGUGUGGGAAUCACAGCCAUACUGACGGCAGAGGAGAUGCUGAAGGCAGACGGACCGGACUGGCAGAGGGUACUGGGUUAUGUCGAAAGCAUUUUCCGUCACUUUGAGAUGUGAAGUCAUCUCCUCUCGUCUUGCUCUUGGUUCCUUUUUUAUCAUUGUCACUGAAGUGGAAGGACUGAACCACUGUUCACCACAAGAGGGAGCUCUAUUAAUAAUGAGCUCGCCAGCCAUGAUUUAAAAUGUAUCAGCAAUAUUAGACUUUAUGAUGUGAUUUUAUGUAUCGAAAUGGCUCUUGGCUGACACCGAGAUGAAGGAAACUGUGUUUUGCCCUUGGAAUACUUUUAUUUUUCUACAAACUGUACAUUACAAUCACACUGGAUUCAAAAGCUGCUGGGUGAAUAUGCACAGGAAACAAACAUAUUUAAGGUAUAGCAGACUAAUGACCUGCUCAACAAUUACUUUCACAAUUGUUACUGGGUGCUGGGUACGCUGGUUUUUGCACUUUUUGCCUUUUUUUUUUCAAAAAAAGAGCACUUUAUGAUGUUGUAUUUUAAGUGGAUGAUUUCAAAGUCUGGGGCACUUAAGUUGUAUUUAUCCUGAUGAAUAAAAAACUUAGUUAAAUCUCUCCUGCCAUGAUACACUGCUGUCAUAUCUGCAUGCACCCAAAAGUAAAACCCACAAAACAAGGAGGGGGUGGACAUGAAUCCAGAUUUUAUAUGCUGUAAUAGUGAUGUUUUAACCUUAAAAACUACAGAGACUGUGUAAGGAAAGCCUUUGAGGAAUUUGAGGAAAUGUAUAUAUGUAAAUGUGUGUAAUCGCUUCAGUAUUUUUAAAAACAUCAAGAUGUUGCUGCCAAAGUCUUAUUGCAAUAAUAAAGUUGUGUAUAAUAUAA